GCGGGGCUAGGACCCUUUUUGAUCAUUUCCCGUGUAUAUUUGACACGAUUUUUCAUGACACGCUUGCCGCUAGUGUUCCGCCUAGCAUCCCAAAAACCAGGGUGGCCGAAGAUAGCCCUUGACGAGUCUUUCUAGGCCUCGAAGGCGUGGUGGAAGUACCGUCGGUCGUCGGUCGAAGGGGGACUGGUCGUUCAAGGGGAGACCGACGGGGGGGAUAUGUGGCGGUUGAUUAAGGAUCCAUCGCGUAAAAAAAUUGUUGAGUACGGUAAAAACGAGGGGUUGGCUUCGGUUUGCCUCGGUUUGCCCAACAACUGACGACCAGCGGGGUAGUUGCACCACGCCGAUAUUGCGGCAAUAGACAGGGGCUACUUCUCGUUUCUUCGAUUGAUCCCAUUUCUUCACAAGGGGGUGUUGUCAGUAGUAUACUACAGUACUAAGAACGCAUUCUGCUGGUUCGACACAGUUCUUAUAGUGGUCGAGCGUUAUUGGUACUACCACUACUACAUUUGACGCCAUGGCGUCGCGGGGGCUUGUGUGCCUCGUAGUCGGCCUCCUCCUAGUGUCGCGUCAGCUCGACCUCGUCGCAGCUACUACUGCUACUACCACUAAACUCGAUCAAGGUGCUACUGCUAUCGGUAUGAAUCCGGGUGACAGUGCAGCCAUGUUGGCCCUCAAGUCGUCUCUGGGCGUCACUUUCACCAGCUGGGCGGAUGGUGUGUCCUGCCAGGUGAAGGGCGAGAGCAGCAGCACGCUCCCCACAUGGGCCAAGGUGCUCUGCGAUGCCACCGGCAGCAUUGUCAGCAUUGAGCUGAAGAACGACGGGCUGUCAGGAUCCAUCCAUGCCGACAUCUCCAAGCUCACGGCCCUCACCCUCCUCGCCCUGCAGCAGCAGCUGUUCCAGGCAGACGUCAGCCACUUCGCCUCCAACCUCUUCCCCCUCACUGGGAUCAAAGAGAUCCAUUUGCCGAACAACUGGCUCUACGGCUCCCUGCCGUCCAACCUGCUCAACCUCGACAGCCUCACAUUCCUUGGCGUGGCCUACAACUACCUCACAGGGAGCCUGCCUGUAGCAUCGAGCCAGCUGUCCUCCAUGGAUCUGCGAGCCAACUUCUUCUACGACAUGCCGACCCUCUCCCUCACGUGGUGCGACGGCCACACCAACUGCUUCACCUCCCCGUCCAAGUGCGGCAUGGGCGGCACCACGCAGCGCCCCGCCGCUGAGUGCGCCAUCUGCGGCAGCACCAACGGGCAGCCGCCUUUCUGCGGCGGCGCAGAGACAUGCGCGCCUGACUCCUCUGGUGUAGCGGCGCAAGGGAUGCCCAAUCUGCCGGCCUCCCCCUCCCUUGUGAUGGCGUGCUCUGGAGUUGCCAUGGAUGCUUCUGAUGCUGCAGUGCUGUUGGCGCUCAAGGCGUCGCUGGGCGUGACGCUCACCAGCUGGAACCCCGCAGCGCUCUGCACAUUGGAGGGGAAGACCCUGCUGCCCGCGCAGUGGGGCGGCAUUCAGUGCACUGCUGCGGGCAAAGUGACGAGCGUUGCUCUGACUCGUCAGGGACUGAAAGGCUCCCUUCACCAGGACGUCUCCAAGCUCACCACGCUCACAUACCUCGACCUCGGGUACAACCUCUUGCAGGGCCGCCUGGACGUCUUUGCUGCACCGCUGAAUUUCGCGACCACUCUCAAGGCGCUCUUCUUCCACUACAACUUCUUCUCAGGGCCCAUUCCUUCUGGCUUCGCCUCGCUGCCUCUCCUCACCUCACUCGGCCUCUUCUCCAACUACCUCACAGGCACGGUGCCCAUCCCCUCCAAGUCCCUGCGCGUGUUGGACCUGGGCUUUAACUUCCUCUCAGGCACCUUCCCCAAGCUGCCGCUUGUGUUCUGUGCGGGCGACAACAACUGCUUCCUCAACGCCUCCGGCUGCCGCACCUACGGCACCGUCCAGCGCCUCGCCUCGGCUGCCUGCGCCAUGUGCGGCUCUGACAACGGGCAGGGCGAGCUGUGCCCGGGCGGCACCUGUGCUCCCCUCGCUGAUGCUGCUGUCAGCGCGGCCACUGUCAACUCGCCCAAUGCGCCCGUGCUGCCCAUGGCGUGCAAAGAGUAUGCUGCUGGCGCAAUGGAGGCAGUAUCAGCCGUGGCUCUGCUAAACAUCAAGUCAGCGCUGGGAGUGACGCAUACAAGCUGGAACUCCGCAUCCGUCUGCUCCUUUGCCGAUUCGACCACUGCUGUCAAUGACGCCUGGGCCGGUGUGCACUGCUCCCCUAGUGGCGAGGUCGUCAGCCUCAACCUCUCGGCCUCCGCAUUGAGUGGCAGGAUGCAUGCCGACAUCUCCAAGCUCACUGCUCUCACCUCGCUAGAUCUCCGCACCAACCUGCUGGAGGGUCGACUUGAUGCCUUCGUUGCCAACUUCAGCGCUCUCACCUCGCUCAAGCAAGCCUUCUUCGGUUUCAACUGGUUCACAGGACCCAUCCCUUCCGCCCUUGUCACCCUCGCCUCACUCACCUCACUCGGAGUGAGCCACAACUACCUGUAUGGCGCCAUGCCCACCCCCGGCGCCGCCCUCAAGUCCAUCCGCGUGCAGGGCAACUGGCUAUCCGGCACCUUCCCUGGCACUGGCAACCUUUCGUGCUCCGUUACAACCAACUGCCUCACAAGUGCGGGAGCCUGCAACACCACCGGCAGCACCCAGCAGCGCCCAGCAGGCUCAUGCUCAGUCUGCGACUCCCCAGAUGCGAGGGCUGCUGCCGCUGCUUCUGCUGCUUCCACUUCUCCCGGUGAUUCCAUCCUUAUCUGUGGCGGCGGCACCUGCGCCCCCAACACCACCGAGCCGCUCGCCUCAGCCACGCCCAACAGUGCUUCUGCCGCCGUGCUCCCGCAGUUCUGUGUGGGCGUGGGGCUGGACGCCGCGCAGGGCAACGUCUUACUGUCCCUCAAGUCCGCCCUGGGAGUCACCUUCACUGACUGGUCUGCCGCAACCCUCCCUGCCUCCACGGCAAUGGCAUCGACAGGGGACACGGCGAGCACGGGGGACACGGCGAGCACGGGGGGGGUGUUGUUUGACUGGAGUGUGGCGGGGUCGUGCACCCUCGAGGGCCAGACGCCCAUCCCUGGCUCCUGGACCGGCGUGCGCUGCUCUCCCGCCGGCCACAUUGUCUCCCUGGACCUUCGGAGUUGCCAGUUGAGCGGCAGUCUGCCCUCAGACAUCAGCAACCUCUCUACUCUCACUGCUCUCCACCUGGCGUCCAACCUCUUCUUCGAGCGCCUGGCCUCAUUUGUGGCGCCCCUCACGCCCCUUGCCAGCCUCAACGAGCUGAACAUCAACUUCAACUGGUUCUAUGGCUCUGUGCCGUUCACACUCAUGAACAUGCCAGCCCUGUCCGCCCUCGGAAUCAGUUACAACUACCUCACCGGCGUGCUGCCCAAGCCAGGCGCCACAGUGAGGGCGCUCGACACAGAGUUCAACUUCCUCUCGGGCGAGUUCCCCACAGCCACCCUCUCCUCCUGCACGUGCCGCAUGAACUGCUUCCUCAACACCUCCGCCUGCAUCCUCAAGACCAGCUCUGCUGACGAAUCCACCCAGCGAGGUGAUGGCUGCAACAUCUGUGGCUCACCCACGGGCCAGUUGCCCCUGUGUAGUGACGGCAGUGCCUGCUCUCCCGACCCCUCUGCCUACGUGGCUUCCGGAGUGCCUAAUAACGCCUCGGCUCCCACACUCACCCUUGACUGCACUCCUUCGCUGCCGACAGUCAACAUGCUCAAUUUUCCUUAGUCGUCUGGAGGCCCUGAGCCCUGAUGCUUCAGCCUUUUAGCAGGGGUGUGCCCCAAAUUUGGUAAUAACGGGCAGGCCCUUGAUGUGCCUUGACCUAAACCUGCCUGAUCGUCACAAAGAUUUUCUGUAUUGCGCUAUCUUUCAUGCUCAGGGGCAUGGGCUUUAGAUGAUGGUCGUUAUUUAUGGUUUUGAAUGUGUGUGACCACGAUUUUUGUGCGACAUCUUAGAGUAGCAAAAUGACUAGAAAAGAGG
Messenger RNA from Closterium sp. NIES-67, 4015 nucleotides. Lineage: Eukaryota; Viridiplantae; Streptophyta; Zygnematophyceae; Desmidiales; Closteriaceae. The record is from the annotation of a GenBank genome assembly.